Molecule: messenger RNA, 425 nt
Organism: Funneliformis caledonium
Lineage: Eukaryota; Fungi; Glomeromycota; Glomeromycetes; Glomerales; Glomeraceae
Source: the annotation of a GenBank genome assembly
AUGGGUGGGUCUCUUGGAUCCUUUGAGAGUGUAAGCUCUUCAAAUAUUUUCAAAAGGGACGAUGCUGCCAAUAAUACCGACACUAAUGGCUCCGACAACUCCGACAUAAAAAAAUUGUGCGAAGGUUUUAAAUUCGACAACGCAUUUACUCAAGUCAAAAAUGGAGAGACUAUAACAGUGACAUGGUCAAAAGGAGCAUCCAAAGUAAAUGCCGUAAUAAAUUGUGAAAUGUUUGGUGAACCGGUAGGGGAUAAUGUUGCAUUCUGGAAAGAGAUAUGGACUGGUGACAUUAAGUAUACCGAAAGCUUAACCGCCGUAUCGGCACAGGUUAAGUUUGAAGCUCCACCUGGUGCAAAAUUACCUCAAAGUAUUUUAUUACGUACUUGGGGUUUAACCAGCGAAGGUCCACAUUGUACUUGUUACAC